UGGCUGUACCCAUGGCCGUGUUGUUUGUUUGGCCCUCUGAGCCUGGCCUCCCUUGACUCUUGUCUUCCAGAUCCUCCCCAGCCUUCAGGCCAGUGGUUCCAUUCUGGAUAUGGUGAACAGCUGCUCCAUGCUCUACCGUCUCCAGAUGGAAGGGGUGUCCCUUGGCCAGCGGUGGCAGGCUGUCCUACCGGUGACUAAGAAGCAUACCCAGGACCACGUCCUUCUGUUCAAUGACGCUCACUUCCUGAUGGCCUCUCUGGGUGCCCGGGACCUCCAGACCACACAGGAGCUGCUGACCACCCUGAAGGAGGCCAGCGAGUCCCCAGGAGAGAACUGCCAGCACCGGUUGGCACAAGAUGUGGGGCUGCCCCUGUGCCAGGCCCUUGUGGAGGCCGAGAACGGGAACCCUGACCGAGUCCUAGAACUUCUCUUGCCAAUCCGCUACCAAAUCGUCCAGAUUGGGGGCAGCAACGCCCAGAGAGACGUCUUCAACCAGCUGUUGAUUCAUGCGGCCCUCACCUGCACUUCCAGCGUCCAUAAGAAUGUGGCCCGGAGCCUUCUGAUGGAGCGUGAUGCCUUGAAACCCAACUCACCCCUGACUGAGCGGCUCAUCCACAAGGCAGCCGCUGUGCAUCUUAUGCAAUGACCCAGGCCCAGUCCUUGGCCUACAGCUCAGUGCUAACCUCCUGGCAUUAGGUUGACUGUCCGGUUGGGUCAGGGUUAGGGUUAGGAAAUAGCUGGGCCUGCUAGUCAGAGAAUAAGGUAGAAUUCUCCAAAUCAGUCUUUGGUGGAAAUAGGGGACAGAAGUUAAUUUUGGGUGAUAUUCAGAAUUCCUCUCAGGGUCAACAUGCAUUUUUAUUAUGUAUACAACAUUCCUUCCAUGUAUUCCUGCAGGCCAGAAGAGGGCACCAGAUCUCAUUAUAGAUGGCUGUGAGCCACCAUGUGGUUGCUGCGAAUUGAACUCAGGACCUCUGGAAGAGCAGUCAGUGCUCUUAACCUCUGAGCUACCUCUCCAGCCCCGUCAACAUGCAUUUUUAAGCCUUCAGAACCAAAGCAAUGCCAUUAUUUGCAGGUGCAUUGAACAUUGUACUUUCUUGUUCAAGUAGGCAGGCAGGGCAGAGCUGUGGCCAGCUCAGCCGGGAGGUAUCCAAGCACCUCCCACACACCUGGCACAGUAAAACUUUUCAUUUAGUUUCCCUUCUCUUCUACACAGGGCCUGCUGUCCCAUUUCCCUGGGGAGAAUUUCAGUGAACUGUCCAGGGUCCCAGCUAUCAGAAGCUUUUCCUUUUGCGAGGGGGUAGGGUUGCGGGAGGGUGUCGAGGUCCGAUGCCCCAACUACAUUAACUACUUUUCCCUCUCUGGACCAGCGUGGAGGAGAUGGGAAUAAAGACAUGACUCACAUGGUUUCA
Molecule: messenger RNA, 1409 nt
Organism: Myodes glareolus (Bank vole)
Lineage: Eukaryota; Metazoa; Chordata; Mammalia; Rodentia; Cricetidae
Source: RefSeq, a predicted model, not a curated record